Anopheles cruzii is the source of this 801-nucleotide messenger RNA. Its product is annotated as uridine diphosphate glucose pyrophosphatase NUDT14-like. Gene Ontology annotation, molecular function: UDP-sugar diphosphatase activity; metal ion binding. Gene Ontology annotation, biological process: nucleoside phosphate metabolic process; ribose phosphate metabolic process. The transcript is spliced from 3 exons. Bases 66 to 704 code for a protein of 212 amino acids. The record is from RefSeq and is a predicted model, not a curated record. NCBI's taxonomy places the organism in Eukaryota, Metazoa, Arthropoda, Insecta, Diptera, Culicidae.
UUUUGUUUUGCACCGCUCGUCCAGCACUUCACUGGUGGCCGCUGUGUAUCGUGCGUUAUUUCAUCAUGAACGAUAUCACCGACAUCCGCUAUGGGCCGUUGCCCGCUGACUCGCCGUACGUUAAACCAUUUCGCUUCCAUUACACCCAAAACGGAAAGCAAAAAUCGUGGGACCUGCUGAAAGUGCACGAUAGCGUGUCGAUUCUGAUCUUCAACGUGACCCGCCAGAAGCUGGUGUUUGUGAAACAGUUCCGUCCAGCCGUCUACCAUUCGAUCCUCAGCCGAGACGGAGUGGAACCGGGCAGUAUCGAUAUGAAGAAGUACCCACCGGAAAUCGGCGUCACAAUGGAGCUGUGCGCGGGCAUCAUCGACAAACCGCUCUCGAUUGCGGAAAUAGCCCGUGAGGAGGUUCUGGAGGAAUGCGGAUACGAUGUCGCGGUGGAGCGUUUGGAGGAAAUCGUUAGCUAUCGGUGCGAUGUUGGCACUUCCGGUGCCCAACUGACGCUGUUCUAUACGGAGGUCACGGAUGCGGACAAGGUGUCGACGGCUGGCGGCGGUGUCGGUGACGAAAUCAUCGACGUAGUCGAAUACGAUAUCGACGAGGCGCGGAAGCUAACGACGAAAGGAACCGUCAUCACCAGUCCGCCGUCGUUUCUGUUCGGAUUGCUCUGGUUUCUCACGAACCGGGCUCCGAAAGGUGUCUAAUCUGUGAACAGCACUGUGAUAGGUCGGCGUCAAGAUGCCGCAAAUGUUGUUCCUCUUGUUUCGCGACGGGAAAUAAAAUAGAAACGCAAGUUCGUUC